Messenger RNA from Strongyloides ratti, 1884 nucleotides. RefSeq lists its product as hypothetical. NCBI's taxonomy places the organism in Eukaryota, Metazoa, Nematoda, Chromadorea, Rhabditida, Strongyloididae. The transcript has 8 exons. Bases 1 to 1884 code for a protein of 627 amino acids. The record is from RefSeq and is a predicted model, not a curated record.
AUGAUUAGUAACAGUAGUAAACUUUCAAGUGAGGAUAUUACAAAGCCAAUUUUUGAAUCGACUAAUUCUGUUGAUGCCGGUCCUGAUUUUAGAUCUACAGAUAAUGAAAAAUAUAGUAGUAAUUUGAAAGAAAAUACUUUGCCUGUUAAGAUUUCUGACGAUGGUUCAGAUAAUAUUCUUAGUGAUAUUUCGGAUGAUAUUGAGAUGCUAAAGAAGGAAAAAAAGAAGAAGGAGAAGAAAGAUAGGAAAAAAGAAAAACGUAGCAAAAAAAAAAGACGUAAGCGAUCUAGGUCACCAAGUGAGACAAAAGAUGAGGAAACUAAAAAAAAGUCUCGUAAAAGUAAAAACCCCAAGCGUUAUUCAGAUUCGGAUCAUGAAAUUAAACAUAAGAAAAAAAGAAUGAAUGAGGAGGAAGAAGAACAUCGUAAACGAAAAGCUGAGAAAAAAGAAAAAAAAAGUUUAAAGAAGGAACGGGAAAAAGAUAAAAAUCGUGAACGCGAAGGUCGUAAACGUAGAAAACGAAGUAGAAGUAAUUCAGUUAGCAGAUCAAGAUCAUUUUCAUCUUCUUCACACGAACGUGACAAUACCUCUAAACGCAUAAAUUAUAAAAAAAAUUCUGAAAAAAAGUAUGAACCAUUUUUGAAGAGACGUGCAAUGGUUACUGCAUACCAAGUUGAAGCUGCAAAUGGUUCUAAAUUUAGUAUAAACAAAUGUGAAUGGCUCAGUGAGUUAACUGGUGCUGCUAAAAGAAUAUCACCUCAAAAAAAUAAUAAGUUUAAAAGAAAUUUUAAUAAAGUUAAAAUGUUUAAAAAACAACAAUAUUCACCACCUAGAGAGGUUAUUGAUAAACAAGCUCUUCUAGAAAAAGCUAAAAUUAAUGCUGCUAAGUUAGCACUUAAAGGAGAAUUGAAACGGGAAGAUGUUAUGAUACAUACAGGAGGAAAAAGUUUAGAAACUUAUAUUGAACAAGCUAGUAACGCAACUGAAAAUACUGUUAUGACCUCUUUAGGGCCACUUGUUUUGCCAAAAGUUCAACAACCAAAAAAAGAACCAAUUGAUUUAGUUAAAAGUAUGGGUGUUGAAGCAAUAUCAGAUGAAUCAGAAGACGAAGAUGCAAAAUGGGAAAAAAUAGAGAAAGUUAAAGCAAAGACUAAAGUAGAAGAAGAAGAGGAACACCAUAUAGAAAUAAAAAAAGUUCCUUCAUCAAAUGCUCUUAAGUUUAACAUUAGUAAUUUCAGAGCGGUUCCAACAAAAACUGUUGAAGAACGAUUAUUAGAUGAACAUAAAACUAAGGAAUGUGUUAAUUCUCAAAAUAAUCUACUUAAUAAGUGGGUUCCAGUAAAUGUAAAUCAAGCAGAAACAGCCUCUAAAAUAAGGUAUAGUAUUAAUACUUUAUCUUCUUCAAAUAGCAAAUCUAAACAAAGUGGACAUUCAAAGAUGAAUAAUCAUUCAAUGAACUUAUUUGACGAUCUUGAUUUACCACCUCCUCCUGCACCACCAACUAUCACUAUUUCUAAAGCAGAAGAUUUUAAUUUACCACCUCCACCGGUUCCUCCACUUGUUUCUACACCAAAACUUCCUAUUUCUGUCAGUGAUGAUUUUCUUCCUCCACCACCUCUACCUCCAUUACCACCACCGAAAACUAUUGUGGAUAUUGAAAAUGUAAAAAGCACCAUGAGUUUUCAGAAAAUUAUUUUUAUGAAAAAUGAUGCAGAAAAGAAACUACGUGAUAAUCCAUUUGAUAAAGAAGCUUUGCAAAAUCUGAGAGAUGCAGAAGAAUUUAUGAAGUUGUGGGGUACGAAGACACAAGAAAUAAGAUAUUGCAGUAAACUAAUUGAAAUUGAACCUAAAGGUAAAAAGGCAAGAUAUAAAAUUUUUUUUUAG